UUAGAUGAUGACAAUCCUCCAGUGUCUUUUGUGAAAUUUUCACCAAAUGGAAAAUACAUUCUUGCAGCAACACUAGAUAACACACUUAAGCUUUGGGAUUAUAGCAAAGGAAAGUGUUUGAAGACAUAUACGGGCCAUAAAAAUGAAAAAUACUGUGUUUUUGCAAACUUUUCUGUUACGGGAGGCAAGUGGAUCGUGUCAGGGUCGGAAGACAACAUGGUGUACAUUUGGAACCUGCAGACUAAAGAAGUAGUACAAAAACUUCAAGGCCAUACGGACGUUGUCCUGUGCACAGCCUGCCAUCCAACUGAAAAUAUAAUUGCUUCAGCUGCUCUGGAAAAUGACAAAACUAUCAAACUGUGGAAAAGUGAUACGUGACAGCUGUAUUUAUGUGGCAGGCAUUCUGUGUUUUGGUGAUGUAUCUGUUUUUCUUUGUUGUGUAUCACAAACAGCUGUAUUUAUGUGGCAAGCAUUCUGUGUUUUGGUGAUGUAUUUGUUUUUCUUUGUUGUGUAUCACAAAUUCUUUUUAAAGAUUUCAAAAAAAAAAGGAGAAUUCCGGUUUCCAA
Limulus polyphemus (Atlantic horseshoe crab) is the source of this 566-nucleotide messenger RNA. RefSeq names its product protein will die slowly. The annotation marks the transcript as partial. Lineage: Eukaryota; Metazoa; Arthropoda; Merostomata; Xiphosura; Limulidae. Gene Ontology annotation, molecular function: histone binding. Gene Ontology annotation, cellular component: Set1C/COMPASS complex. The record is from RefSeq and is a predicted model, not a curated record. The transcript is spliced from 5 exons.